AUGGGAGCCUUCGCCGACCUCUUCCGCCCCUCGCCGAACCGCAGACAUUCGUCCUCGCCCUCCUCGAAGCAGCCGCGCUCCCUCUCGACGCUCGAUGUCCCCCUUCCUCUCCCUCAGCCCAUGUGGGCACUCGCAACCGAGCCGGGGUGCGGCAGGACGCCAGGGCCGCGGGAUAUGCGGACUGCAGGACCAGAACAGACGGGUUCGCUGCAGGGCAGGACGCUGAAGAAGGCGGACAGACGAGGGCCCACGGCGGAGAGUGGGGUCGUACCUGGUCACAUCGGGCGAGGAGACACCUUUGCUGCGACUGGAGACUUCGGAAUGGCGGGACUGAGCGUAUCCGAUUCGCCUGGACCUUCGACGUAUCCGCCUCGACCGCCGUACCCUCCUUCCACUUCCUACAGCACCCCUCCUCGACCUGCACUUUCGCCAAGCAGAACACGCAACCCACCGUUGUAUCCCCCACCACCUCCUCAGCCCACGGCAGGCCCGUCGCAGGCGCCCCUCGUCCCGCUCAACGUAGCCGUCAACUCGCACCGCUCCAGUCUACCCUUCCACACCCCGCCACGCCAUUCGUCGGCAAAAUUCGCACCUCAGGGUACACGGGUCAGCCCGGAGCGACCUCUCCCUCCAACUCCUCCCCCAUGUCCGCCUCGCCCUCCUUCGUAUCAUGCGUCGCCGCCGCACCCUGUGCACAACUCUCAAUUCGUCUACGCGGCCACCCCAUCCUCUUCGAACGCUUCGCCUACACGUCUACAGUCUCCUCACGCGCCGGUGGUACCGCCUCGGCCGCCUCAACACCCCUAUCAGCAGCCUUCGCCGACUCGACUUGCGGAUCGAACCAACGCCGCUACUCCGCCUCGAGCGUCUCACAAGCCACAUCAGAAAACACCUGAUUGCACCUCCUCACCCGCGAAGUCGAAGGGGAAAGGGAAAGCCAAGCAACCCCUCGUGCUCGACAUCGACUCGAGCUCGGACGACUCGUUCAUCGACGACAGCGCCGCGUACGACGACGAGGGCGUGGAGAACGACUCAUUGCUAGAAGAGCUGCGCGAGUCGGUCUUCCGAGGGAAGAAGUCAAGCGGGAAAGACCCGAUCAAAGCCGUUGCUGCGCGACGCUCACCAAUCUCGACUCCUUCUCCUCGACGGCGACGCGAGUCUGGGACUCCAACUCGCCCUGGACAACAACGACAGUGUAGCGGUAUCACAUCCGCCGGUCGACGAUGUACCCGAUCUUGCUCGCCUUCGUUCGGUACGAGCGGCGCGGUGGGCGAUGAGGGAGCCGACGUCGGAUUUUGUAAGCAACACGCCAAGACUGCGCUGAAGGAAAGUGGGUGUUUCGUUGCGGGUCGAGCGGGAGGAGAUGAGCAGUGGAUCAGGUUCUCCGACUGGAUCUCGGAAUCACUGCCAGUCGAGACGCAGGCGCUCUUGCGGCACUACAUGUCCAAGCCCGUCUCGGACAAGGACGAAGACGGCUACAUCUACAUCCACGAACUCCUCUCCUCUCCUCACUCCGCGACCCUCCCAACCGCACACCUAAAACUCGGUCGCUCAAUCCACCCCCUCCUACGUCUCUCACAACACCGUCGCACAAACACCCUCUGCCCCUUGCUCGGCGAACCAAUCGUGCGAUACAUCUUCCCCUCCGCGCAUGAAUCGGGUGGUGGCGUGAAGUUUGCGCAAAAGGGAGGGCGGAAUUCGCAUAGGUGGGAACGACUGUGUUUGGUUGAACUUGCGGGACGAGCUUUGAGUGCGCGAAAGGAGGAGGGGAAGUGUCGUGAGUGCGGGAAGAGGCAUCUGGAGUGUUUUGAGGUGCAGAGGGGGGCGGUCGCGGCUGGAGGGGCAGGCGAGGGAGAGUGGAACGUGAAGGAGGUUGUGCAGAGGUGGGAGAGGUGGUGUAGCGAUGUUAUUGGCUGA
Messenger RNA from Rhodotorula toruloides NP11, 1917 nucleotides. RefSeq lists its product as uncharacterized. The record is from RefSeq and is a predicted model, not a curated record. The transcript is spliced from 3 exons. Bases 1 to 1917 code for a protein of 638 amino acids. NCBI's taxonomy places the organism in Eukaryota, Fungi, Basidiomycota, Microbotryomycetes, Sporidiobolales, Sporidiobolaceae.